UAUGUGUAGAGUGUGUGUGUCCAUGUGGGUGGGGGAUCUGGUAUUAGAGUGACUUUGGUAAGAUAAGGAGAUGCUCGCCUUGCCUGAGGAGGAAGAAACGAUUUGUGUUGUAGGUGGAGUCAGUAUAGUUCAGGCGAGGGUGAGAAAAAAGGGCCUGAACAUAUGCAGAGAAGUGUGAGGAGAGGGCAGGCUUAGUAGUGAGUGUGUUUGUAUGUGUGUGUGUGAGAGAGAGAGAGAAAAAGAGAGAGAGAGAGGGAGAGAGAUACACACACACAGUGUUGUUUUUACAGAAGAGAGAGACAGGUCAGACCAAGACAGCAGUGGUGAAGAAAGGAAGUGUGACAAUCAGCUCGGGAAAUGACUGAGUGACUUAUACAGAAAUGAACGGUGAUGGCAGCAAACAGCGUUAUGUGUCAACCUUCAGGAUGCACAUCAAGCCGCCCUGUGCAGCGUCUGCACCAGAGAACGGGCCAGGAACUGACACCAGAACUUCAGACAAAUGUCCUGACACAGACUCGUCUUGUAAACGCCUGGAUCCACCCGUCUUCAUAGAGCCCCUGGAGGACUGCAGCGUGGACGAAGGGGGUGACAUCACACUGCGGGGGGUUAUUGCUGGAAGUCAGCCAAUCAAAGUCACAUGGUUGCACAAUGGUGAAGUGGCUCGUUUUGGGAAACAUUCCUUCAAUGGCAGGGAGAUGACUUUUGUGGUGAAGGAGUCUUUGCCCGAAGAUGCGGGCGCAUACACCUGCUUGGCAGAAAACAGCGCAGGGAAAACAUCCUGCUGCGCUGCUGUGUUUGUCAGGGACUUUGAAACUAUCUAUGCUGUGCCGAAUCGUGUCUCAAAUGUGGCCACUUCUGCAUUCAAGAGCAUUAUGGAGAAUGGACAGUCUCCCAAAGACGAGCCAGCAGUCUUCCAAGGGACUAUUUCUUCGUCCCCUACAGACUCUGAUAAGCUUAGCCCAGUCUCAACUCCAAGAGAAGUCAUCCCAAAGAAGAGAGCUAACUCGAGGACAGGUCCAGCAUUACGCUUUGAAAACCCUCCGCAGCACGUCAAGGUAGAGGUGGGGCAAACUGCCCGGGUGACCUGUUUUUUCACCUGCAGUCCUCCUGUAGUGUCGUGUUGGAUCAGAAACAAAGAGCAGAUAGUGGAUGGUCCAGAGCUGUGGGAAGAAAAUACUGAUCAGAGCAGUACACUGGUUAUAGCAGAGGCUAAACCACAGCACACAGGACGCUACACUGUUGUAGUGAGGGACCGCAAGAAUUCAGCAGAACACACGCUCACUCUUUCUGUCAUAGAGAGGCCACAGCCUCCUGCCUCCUGUCCUGUCAUCUCCAUCAUCUCUGACACCAGCCUUGUGCUGUCCUGGUCGGGCCCCUGCUACGACGGAGGCAGUGCCAUCCUGGGUUAUGUGGUUGAGGUAAAGAAGCAGGGACUUCUUGAGUCUGGGGAUUGGUGUGAGCUCACAUCCCAGUGUGAGAGUACUUCCUACAGAGUGUGCUCUGGGCUGCAGCCUCAACAGGAAUACUGUUUCCGAGUGAGUGCCUACAACGAAGUGGGAAAAAGUGAGCCAGGACCAGUGUCGCCGGUGGUCAAGAUGGAGCAGAAAGAUUUAAGCAAACUGCAAGAAGAGGAAGCUCCUCAAGCCUUUACCUGUGUCACUAUUGACUCUACUCACAAAGUCACAGAUCACUACAAUUUGCAGGAGAAACUUGGAGUGGGAAAGUUCGGCCAGGUGUUCAAGAUAACCCACAAAGAAACAGGACGUGUGUGUGCUGGGAAGUUCUACAAAGGUCGGCGAGCCAAAGAGAGGGAGGCUGCCCGUAAAGAGAUAGAAUUGAUGAACUACCUCCAUCACCCCAAACUUGUUCAAUGCCUCGCUGCAUAUGAUCACAAGCCUGAGAUGGUCAUGGUCAUGGAGUUUAUCGCAGGUGGGGAACUGUUUGAACGUAUUGUGGACGACAACUUUGAGCACACAGAGCCUGCCAGCGUGCGCUACAUGCAACAGAUUCUGGAGGGGAUUGCGUACAUGCAUCAGCAGAACAUUAUCCAUCUGGACCUCAAACCUGAAAACAUUGUGUGUGUUGACACCAGUGGCACCUCCAUAAAGAUAAUUGACUUCGGAUUAGCCAGCAGGAUUGAGGGUAACACAGCUCUGAAGGUGAUGCAUGGGACUCCAGAGUUUGUGGCACCUGAAGUGAUCAACUAUGAGCCUGUGUGUUUUGCCACUGACAUGUGGAGCAUUGGGGUCAUCUGUUACAUAUUGCUGAGUGGUGAGUCUCCAUUCCAGGGUAACAGUGAUGCAGAGACCCUGGCCUUGGUCACAGCUGCUCAGUUUGAGUUUGAUGAGGAGAGCUUCGAUGAAAUUACAGACGAGGCCAAAAAUUUCAUAAGCUCCUUGCUCAACAAGGACACCAGGCGGAGGAUGUCCUGUGAAGCGGCACUUGCCCACCCUUGGAUGGCAGCAUUUGAUUCUGAAGACCUGGCCACCACAAAGAAUCUGUCCAAGGAGAAGAUGAAAAGAUUUCUAGCCAAGCAGAAGUGGAAGAAAGCAGGUAAGGCCUUGUUGGCCCUGAAGAGAAUGGCAUUGCUGUCUAAAGGUGACAGCACUGCAUCUCCUACCAGCCCCAGAGAGAACUCACCCCUGAGCCCUGAGGCAGAGCAUGCCCUGCAAUCUCUGGAGCGCAAGAUGCAGGGGCCUCCCCAGUUCACCCAGAGCCUAGAAGACCAAACAGUAGCUCAGGGAUCCAAGGCCCGUCUCUCAUGUAACCUCACAGGAUAUCCUGACCCAGAGGUGGUGUGGCUGUGUGGUAAGGAGCCUGUGGAGGAGUCACCUACAGUGCAGAUAGAGUAUGAGGAAGAUGGCCGUUGUACUCUGGUUCUAGUCAAAGUUGGCCCAGAGGAUAGCAACCUUUACACCUGCAGAGCCACCAAUGACCAUGGGGAGGCAUUCUGCUCAGCCAAACUCACUGUUCAAGAGUAGGUUCAUAUGUAUGCAGAGAUAAAAUGUAUGAAUAUAAUAUUCUUGAGUGCCUUGAACAGUUGUAUUGUAUAUUCUUGUUUUAAAACAAACUAUACAUCCUGUACAGUGGCUGGAAAUAUAUAAUACACGUGCUAUUGUACAAAAUAUAUGAACAGAUGAAUAUUGUUACAGAGUUGUGAGCAUAGAUAAAGUAAAGAUUUCAUUGUGGGAGUAAGAUAUGGUUAUUCACUGACACAACACAAAUCUAUUUCUUAUUUGUUCAUGGAUAAUAAUUAAAUUCAAGAUUCCCUUCCAAACCAUCAGCUGACAAUAUGAAUAAACUAAGAAAUCUGUUU
This is a messenger RNA of Larimichthys crocea (large yellow croaker), 3316 nucleotides long. RefSeq names its product myosin, light chain kinase 5 (gene mylk5). Gene Ontology annotation, biological process: protein phosphorylation. The record is from RefSeq and is a predicted model, not a curated record. Gene Ontology annotation, molecular function: protein binding; protein kinase activity; ATP binding. The transcript has 17 exons. The coding region runs from base 381 to 2981 and encodes 866 amino acids. NCBI's taxonomy places the organism in Eukaryota, Metazoa, Chordata, Actinopteri, Sciaenidae.